This is a messenger RNA of Alosa alosa (allis shad), 2965 nucleotides long. Its product is annotated as proteoglycan 4-like. The record is from RefSeq and is a predicted model, not a curated record. The transcript has 3 exons. NCBI's taxonomy places the organism in Eukaryota, Metazoa, Chordata, Actinopteri, Clupeiformes, Clupeidae. Bases 348 to 2669 code for a protein of 773 amino acids.
AAACAAUGAGGAAACAUAACACUAAGCACAAGGGGGAGUGAAUUCAGGGAGCAACACAGGAUUAGUUUCACUUUCUGAUUCCCAGAAAUUAAAGCACCAAUGACAACGCUCCUCAAACAGAACAGCGGAUGAAAGCUAACACCUCAUUGGAGGAGCAGUCCAUCAGGAAGACGAGACUACUGAACAAACCCGGGCUUGUCACAUUACUGUGGGCAUGCCAUGUCAAGCCGUGAGCACUUAAGAAGAACUAAAAGCUUAAGUUUACCUAAAAGAAUGACAACAAACUCAACAUCACGAAGGUAGAUCAAUAUCCUACCAAAAGUAUGUGUAUACCUCCAGGGUGAAGUAUGGCAUCUGUGUACACUAUCACUACUGGUGAAACACUGAACACCCACAAAAGCUUCAAGUCACGUCUCCCUUGGGGUUCGUGCAAAAAUGUGUCUAACAUCACAGACUGCGACGUCAUCCUCGCUUUCUGUCCAGUCACGUCUCGAGUCGGAACGGACAUUGAGGCAGCGUUGCGGGCCAUUCCAGAGGGUAAACCUUUAGCGUUGGUAGUGCUUCACCACACAUUUGACAGUAACUACACUUUGCCUGACACAAAGAGGUUCAUGAAGCGGCCUGGCUGCAUCACUGUGAACUGCCUGUUCAGUGAUGACGGACUGAUGAGAUGCCCUUGUAAUGAUGAUGCAGUGCGAGCUGUCGCCAAAUUCCUGCAGCAACAUGGGAAACGCAGUCCGAGAGGCAAGCUGGGCCUGGGUCUGCUCAUGCUCAUCUUGUUGUGUGUGGCAAUUUCCAAUUUCAGAGAGCACUCAGUUAACUCAGAGCACUCAGAGUUAAUUCAUACCAAGAAAGAACUUGAAUUGAUUCAGCAAGAGUAUAAGAAAUUAGAGGGGAAACUAAAUAAAACAAUUAACUCUCUCAAGGAAGAGGUUGAAAACUGUAAGGAAUUGGAUAGGAAAGCAAAUGAAAAAAUUAACUCUCUGGAGGAAGAGGUUGAAAACUAUAAGGAAUUGAACAGUGAAGCAAAGAAAGAAAUUAACUCUCUCAAGGAAGAGGUUGAAAACUGUAAGGAAUCAGACAGAAAAGCAAAGAAAUACAUUAACUCUCUCAAGGAAGAGGUUGAAAAAUAUAAGGAAUUGGAUAGUAAAGCAAAUGAAAAAAUUAACUCUCUGGAAGAAGAGGUUGAAAAUUAUAAAGACUUGGAUUGGAAAGCAAAUGAAAAAAUUAACUAUCUAAAGGAAGAGGUUGAAAGCUAUAAGGAAUUGGACAGGAAAGCAAAUGAAACAAUUAUCUCUCUCAAGGAAGAGGUUGAAAGCUGUAAGGAAUUGGAAAGGAAAGCAAAUAAAAAUAUUAACUAUAAGCUAAAUGAAGGGAAAGUAAAUGAAAAAAUUGAGUCACUGAAACCAAUCUCCCCCUCUGUUGAAAACUCACUGAAGAGGAUAAGCCUGCCUGAUGAAGUCUUCAGUGGUUUAGAAGGAGACACUGAAAAGCAAGAGGACAAGUCUUCACAAUUACCAUGUGAAUCCUCACAAAAUUUGGAGAUAAAGGCCUCACAUGACACAGCCGUAGCAAGGAAUGAUGAAAUGGAUGAAAAGGACAAAAAGUCUGAUAAGAAAGCGGCAAUCAAUUUAAUAUAUGUGCCGCUAAUUUUGUCCAUUUUGAUUCUAUCAGGGUAUUCGUUGUACGUCAUAAUAACAACAUUGGCAACCACCCUCACCACCCCUCCCACCAUCCCCAACCGCCCCACCACCCGCAAAAACCUAUCCUCAACAGAGAACCAGCAGCUGAGGCUCGAUUGUGUUUUAAGCCCCCAACGGUGUCUUCCAGGCAGCAUUACCACCGAUUUAAUGGCACCUAAUCCUAACCCAAGCCCAAUCCUAGCACCUUCCAGGCAGCUAGUCCUUAAAGACAACUUUGGGAGCUUAAAACACCAAGAACCCCCCACCUGCACCACCCCCAUAAUGAAAAACCUAUCCUCGACAGAGGACCAGCAACUGAGGGAGAGGCAGGGAUGCAACAACCCUUACACCCCCACAACCCCCAGCUGCAACACCCCCACCUGCCCCAUCCCCAACUACCCCACCACCCACAUAAGCCUUGAAGACAACGUUGGGAGCUUAAAACACCAAGAAUCCCCCACCUGCACCACCCCCAUAAUGAAAAACCUAUCCUCGACAAAGGACCAGCAGCCGAGGAAGAGGAAGAGGUGCAACAACCCUAACCCCCCCAUCACCCCCAAACGCCCCUCCCGCCCCACCCCCACAAGCCUCAUCCCCAACUACCCCACCACCCACAUAGGCCUUGAAGACAACAUUGGGGGCUUAAAACACCAAGAACCCCCCCACACCUGCACCACCCCCAUGAUGAAAAAAAUAUCCUCAACAAAGGAACAGCAGCUGAGGAAGAGGAAGAGAAGCAACAACCCUAACCUCCCCACCACCCCCAAACACCCCAAACGCAACAACCCUAACACCCCCACCCCCACCUACAGUCAAGCAAACACAGAGAAGCAGGAUACAACCACCACCGCCAUCAGCACCCCCACCCACAGUCAGACAAAUAGCAACACAGAGAAGCAGGAUACAACCACCACCCCCAUCAGCACCCCCACCCACAGUCAGGGCCAGAAGAAGACAGGGAAGAAGAAAAACAAGCCACACGUUUAGGUGUAAAGUUUGUUGGUAACAUUCGCUAUAAUGUUGUAUGCUAAAGCCGCAUUUAGGUUUGAUUCCCUCCGCAAUUACUUUGUUGUAUGGAAUAAAAUAACACUGUAUUUUUUAAUAACAGACUUAAUUUUGUUGUAUAUGUGCUUUGGGAAUACUUCAGCCACCACUGUUGGCCUGUGUAGGCUACUGCAGUGGUGAAGGUAGCCAAACUUAGAGGUGCUCUAAGCGAUGUUACACAGUUUCUAAGCUAAAACAUUUUUUGUCACAUACAACAAACUCAUCAUCUGCUUGCUGCC